Rhododendron vialii is the source of this 2039-nucleotide messenger RNA. RefSeq lists its product as uncharacterized. Gene Ontology annotation, cellular component: membrane. Gene Ontology annotation, molecular function: ATP:ADP antiporter activity. The transcript is spliced from 13 exons. The coding region runs from base 152 to 1657 and encodes 501 amino acids. The record is from RefSeq and is a predicted model, not a curated record. NCBI's taxonomy places the organism in Eukaryota, Viridiplantae, Streptophyta, Magnoliopsida, Ericales, Ericaceae. Gene Ontology annotation, biological process: nucleotide transport.
UUCUCUGAAGAAGAAGAAGAAGAAGAAGGAAAACGCUCUUCUUGUCUGGUAAAGUCGUUGACCUCCAAGUCCCUUCUCCUCUCUGAUCGGCUCAUUUCUCAGAGAGAGAGAGAGAGAAGAAGAAGAAGAAGAAGAAGAAGAAGAAGAAACGAUGAGCAAUUCGCGCAUAGGAUCGAUCCUAUCGAUGUUCGUAACCGUUCAUCCUCACGAGACCUCCGCAUUGAUCUACUCCUCCUCCUGUUUCUUCUUCAUUUUAAGUGCUUAUUUUGUAGUGCUUCCUUUACGCGAUGAAGGCGCGAUAUCUUUGGGAUUAGGUAACCUUCCGGAACUUUUCGUUGGAUCCUUGGCCCUCACACUGGUUGCUGCGCCUGUCUCCACACUCAUCUUUUCGUUGCCUAAUCUUUCCAAAGGGAAGGCCUUGGUCUUGAUACACAGGUUUUUUAGCGUGUCUCUCGUUGUAUUUUUCGCGCUAUGGUAUUCUUCUUCACCUGGAUAUUCACUUCCCAAUUUGAAGGGUUUGAUUUCCACGUCCUCUACUAUAGAAGAAGAGCUAAAGGUGGAGGUUACUCAAGCCAGUCCACUGUCUUCCGUAGAUUGGAUGGACAAUGGAUGGUUUUAUGUCUCCGUCAGGAUUGGCUUGUUUCUCUGGGUGGCUUUACUGAAUCUUAUUACUAUCUCUUCAACUUGGGCUAGAGUAAUUGAUGUGAUGGACAGUGAGUCAGGUUCAAGAUUGUUUGGGUUUGUUGGUGCUGGUGCUACACUUGGCCAGCUCUUUGGUUCACUGUUUGCAACAGGAAUGGCUUGGAUGGGACCAUAUUUACUCCUAGUCGCUGCUUUGUUGAUGGAACUUGCUGCACAGUCAUCAAAACGGAUUAAUAAGGAUACUUCCCAUCUCUCUGUGAAACUGUCUCCCAUCCUGAAAUCUGAUCUUGAUCAAUGUAAUGAGGCUGACAAACAAGUUGAACCCGCUCCUAGAGGAUCUUCCCAUAAACUAUCCACUUCUGUGGCGAAGCCUCAGCUUUGGGCUAUGUUAGAUGGAAUUCGGCUUAUUUUGUCCUCCACGUAUUUGCUAUACGUGUCAUUAUUUCUGUGGCUGAGUGCCGUUGUCUCUUCAUUCUUUUAUUUUCAGAAAGUAACUGUGAUUGCUAUGACUGUUGCAAGCCCAGUUGGUCGGAGAAAGUUGUUCGCCCAGAUAAAUAGUUUUAUUGCUAUUUUUAUCCUUGCUGGACAACUUAGUUUAACGGGGCACAUACUUACUGUUGCUGGAAUUACUUUAGCCUUAUGCGCUGCUCCAUUUGUCGCUUUUGCAAAUUUGGUUGCUAUAGCUGUGAGGCCAACAUGGAUUGCAGUUGCUGUUUCUGAGACCCUACGAAAGGUGGUUACUUACGUUGUAACCAGACCUGGGAGGGAGCUUCUUUUCACAGUUGUCACACAGGAGGAGAAAUACAAAGCGAAGGUAUGCAUAGAUGUAAUUGUUCAAAGGCUUGGGGAUGCUACAGCAGCAGGACUCUACAAGCUCCUUCUCAGCACUUUGAAUGGGAAGACAACAACUGUUUCUCUAUAUGCCUUACCUGUCUGCUUAUUGUGGAUAUUCACAGCAUUCCAUUUAGGGCGCCGCCAGACAGAACUUGCGAAACUCCAUACUGUCUCCACCUGAAUGGUUCUAGGAGGUCAUUUUGUAUACAUCUGAUGUAGAGUAUAUACGCCCUAGAUUUCCAUUUUUUGUGUCAUUGUAACAGGGAACUGAUUUCAUGGCAUGGCAUGGCAUGUUCAUUGAUUUUAGUGGGUGGAGGAGCAAAUUUUCAUUGCAGCUCCGUCUCGUUUUUCAUGGAUGUAUCAUUUUGCUGAGAAAUCUGUCGUACACCUCUGCACUAAGGAAAGUUUCGUUUUUUUUUUUUUUUGGUGUUGAGUGUGAAUGUUACAAACACUUUUGUCGCAGUUAUACUCCCAUGAAAGGUAUGAGAGUUCGUUGUAAUGUUGCUAACAUUGUGUUUCUGAAGACUCAUUUAAAGACUUGAAAUGCUGCUUCCGCCCUCGUU